Molecule: messenger RNA, 834 nt
Organism: Fusarium coffeatum
Lineage: Eukaryota; Fungi; Ascomycota; Sordariomycetes; Hypocreales; Nectriaceae
Exons: 5
Coding region: 1-834 (277 amino acids)
Biological process (GO): regulation of DNA-templated transcription
Cellular component (GO): CCAAT-binding factor complex; nucleus
Molecular function (GO): DNA-binding transcription activator activity, RNA polymerase II-specific; protein heterodimerization activity; DNA binding
Source: RefSeq, a predicted model, not a curated record
AUGGACACCCAAAACCCCCAAGCCGCGCAACAAUCUCGACAGAGACCUGUCUAUGAUCCGAGCCAAGGUGGACAUUACGGUGCCAGCGCUCAACUCGCGUCGCAAGGUUUCGCUCCCAGUGAGCUGUACACCGGGCCUUGGGCCAAUGCCCACCAAGGUUUAACCGGCCAGUACAAAGAUAUCCUGACAACCUACUGGCAACAUACCAUUUCACAUCUCGAGAAUGACACUCACGACUACAAGAUCCACCAGCUCCCAUUGGCCCGUAUCAAGAAGGUUAUGAAGGCCGACCCUGAAGUCAAGAUGAUCUCGGCCGAAGCGCCUAUUCUCUUUGCUAAAGGUUGCGAUAUCUUCAUUACCGAGUUGACGAUGCGCGCAUGGAUUCACGCGGAAGAAAACAAGCGCAGAACCCUCCAGCGCUCAGAUAUUGCUUCUGCCCUGGCAAAGUCUGAUAUGUUUGACUUCCUGAUCGACAUUGUUCCUCGUGAGGAGGCCUCUUCCCACGCGAAAAGGACAACCCAGACUGCUGCUGCUCAACCAGUGCCGGCUGGUCAGGCCCAGAUGCCUGGGCAGCAUCCCAUGGCACAGGCGCCUAACCCAGCUCAUCCCAUGGGCGCGGAAUACAUGGCGGGACAUGGUAUUGCGCCCGAGCAAGACUACCGCAACCAACCCAACAUGUACCCCGACCAAACAGUCCCCAACCCUCAAGCUGCUUAUGGUCAGACCCAACCACCGAACAUGAAUCCAUACGGUCCUAUUGGGGAUAUGUACCCUUAUCCCGGCAUGGCGCCUCAACAAGCUCCCAUGCCCAAUGAGGAGUUCGGCGAGCAGUAA